GUUAUUUUAAACUAGUUAUAUCCCAUACCGGUUUUGAAUUUUAGUUUUUCUGUAUUAAUAUUAAGUUUUAUUUCGUCACUGAUUAUUUAUUGGAUUUUUAGUGGUGGCACUGUGUUUUAGCAAUAAUGAUAAAUUAUGACAAUAAACAUCUGUCAAGAAAGUAUUGGAUUAUUUCCAAGUAUACCCCAGAAUGUGAAUUUGGGACAGUGACUAUCAUAGCAUCUACAACAUGGGCAGAUUUGAUUUAAUUUUGAUAAAUUCUCUCCGAGCAGCCUUCAUAUGAGUGAGUUAUGAUGAUGUCAGAUGAUAAUGAAGAGAUGAUUAAUGUGUCAAUCAUUAAAACGGAGUUGGAAUCGAGUACAUUUUCUUCUUCACCUACUAAUUCAGCACUAUAUUCAAUGUCUCAUAUGUUACCCAGUGAUGAUGUUUUGAAAACAGAAGAUGAUGAAGCACCCAGGAGAUUGUGUUUGGUCUGUGGUGACAUUGCAUCAGGUUUUCAUUAUGGAGUGGCCUCCUGCGAAGCUUGUAAAGCAUUUUUCAAACGCACAAUUCAAGGUAAUAUUGAGUACACAUGUCCUGCUGCAAAUGACUGUGAGAUUAACAAAAGAAGGAGAAAAGCCUGUCAAGCAUGUAGAUUCCAGAAAUGUCUUCAGAAAGGAAUGCUGAAAGAAGGUGUCAGACUGGACAGAGUAAGGGGGGGAAGACAAAAGUACAGACGAAACCCUGAAAUAUAUUCUGUAAAAAACAAAAAUUCAUUAUUGGAAGAAAAUCGCAUGUUAGAAAUUCUUAUCAAUUCUGAACCAAAAGUGCUAACAUUGCCUGAAAAAGAAUUUUCUCCAACAGCUGUUUCAAUAUUAAAUAUUCUUUCUGAAUUGUACGAUAAGGAACUUGUGAAUGUUAUAAGUUGGGCUAAGCAAAUUCCAGGAUUUACUGACCUUUCUUUGAACAACCAAAUGAGAUUAUUGCAAAGUACCUGGACUGAAAUUUUGACUUUAUCAUUAGCUUUCCGUUCUCUUCCUCCAUCUGGGAAAUUAAUGUUUGCUGUUAAUUUUUUGUUGGAUGAAAUUCAAGCCCAACAAUGUGGAGCAUCUGAAAUCUUUCAGUUGUGUGUCUCUAUUAUGGAAAGAUUACAGCAAACUUUAAUUUGCAAGGAAGAAUUUUUACUGCUGAAAGCCCUUGUUCUCGCAAAUUCGGAUGUAAGAUUGGAUGAAGUUGAUCCAUUGCUACAAUUCCGUGAAUCUAUUAUAAAUGCCUUAGUGAACUGCGUUACAAUGAUAAGGGGGAAUAGUAGAGACACAUCGAACAUUUUGCUUUGCCUUCCAGCGUUAAGGCAAGCUGAUGGAGUACUAAGAAAGUUUUGGUCCAAUAUUCAUAGAGAUGGAAACAUAGUAAUGAAUAAACUUUUUAUUGAAAUGCUAGACCCUUCAUUACGAUAGUACAAAAAUUAGUUAUUUUAAUUGUGAAUGGUAAAAUUGUAUCAUAUCUAAGUCACAGGACCAACUGAUAGGCAAUUGAUAGAUAAGAACAAUUUAUAAUUUGCAUCUUAUAAAAAGAUUGAUAUAAUAAUUGUAAAUUAAAGUGAUGGAUGAGUUGAAAUUAAAUUUUAGGGUAGAUUCUUUAUCACAACUAAUGUUGAAAUAAAGUAAGUUUUUCUCAUUUGUUUUGCAAAUAAUUGGCUGUGAUUUGGUGUAGAGUAGGAGUCCUCAUUCCUGUGCCGGCUUGAUGUCACAUGAGCCCAAGGGUACGAUUGUGGCCUCAGGACAUAAUCUAUCCCAGUGAUCACCAUUAUUUUUUGUGGCCUGCUGCUGUUCAAUGAGUUUUCAAUGACAUUUUUGUUUACAUUUUUUUAAUCUGUAAUACAGUCGAAUGAAUUAGUCACACAAUUUGAAUUUAAAAUUGUGGAUAAUUUAAACUUGUUUCAACCCCUUGUUUUUUUUUAAAUUAUAGAUAAUUUGAUUUUUACUAUUCCACAAACUAAUAAUUUAUUUUUGUGAGAAAACAAAUAAUAUAACCUUCACUAUUGUUUCACCAGUUCAUCUAUCAAUACCAGAAGAUUACAACAUUUGUAAAUAUUAACUGGUUUAUAGUUAAAUGGAUCACAUAUUGUAUUGAUAAAAUCUUCAGUCUCUUCAGUUGACAUUUUUAAAUGAAUUUCAUGAUGUAAUUAAUUAUACAUACUUGUAUUUAUUUAACUUUACUUUUAGAAUUUUACUUAAAAU
This is a messenger RNA of Nezara viridula (southern green stink bug), 2219 nucleotides long. The record is from the annotation of a GenBank genome assembly. NCBI's taxonomy places the organism in Eukaryota, Metazoa, Arthropoda, Insecta, Hemiptera, Pentatomidae.